Klebsormidium nitens is the source of this 1947-nucleotide messenger RNA. NCBI's taxonomy places the organism in Eukaryota, Viridiplantae, Streptophyta, Klebsormidiophyceae, Klebsormidiales, Klebsormidiaceae. The record is from the annotation of a GenBank genome assembly.
CACCUGGAAAACGACCUUUUACCUACCCACGAUAGCCAGGUUGAAAGGGGCGGCGGCCAUUCCUGACGAUAGAAUUCAGCAGAGAGGCAAGCCAAAAGGGCCUCUGGCAACCGUCGCACGGCAGUGCUCCUGCGAGACUGAGCGGAAAAGAAAGCAGGUUUUGAGGUUGUUCCUGCCCCUGUGCCUGGCAGCGGCGGAUUGGAGGAAGCUGCCAAGAUGCUUGCUAAGAGUGCGUCUGUUCCCUCCCUCACGGCCACUUUGGCCAGUAGCCUGGUUGCCCAGGGAUCCAUUGAGGCGCAAGAAUGGGGCCCUGAGAUUGGCAGGUCUGCAAGAAACACUGGGGGACGAAGCCCUCUUCCAUGGGGCGCGACGCAGCGUCCGUUUCAUGGUUCGCUUGUCACUCAACCUUCUCUCGCUAGCCAUCGAUUGGAGCAUUGCGACUCGAGUGUAAGCCGAGCCUCAAGCGAUUGGGAUGCUGAGGGGGAACGGUCAUCAGUCCCUGCGUUCAGAAAGUCAAAGUCGGAAGCAGAUCUAACGUGUUUGAUGACAUCACAUGAUUCUGGGGGGGAGUCUUCCUUGGCAUCCGUUAGAGAAGAAGGCAGGUUUGCGUUGGGAAACGGCAGAAGAGGGGGACGGCGGAGGUCGCUUAGUCGGAGUCGGUCGUCUCUUCUGGGGCCUUCGAUUGCUCAGGAGCGCUGCAACAAAACGAAUGCGGUCAGGGGUUUUGAUAUGGCAAGCGGCCACGGAGGCACCAGGGCCCUUGUUGAGGCAGGGGCUUACGAAGAGGAUGACAGCCUGAUGACACUGGUGGAGGAGACAACCAUGACGACCAUUGGGGGCCGGCAAAUGGUCUGCAGUGCCCGUGGAUGCAGGCCUCUGAGCGACGAAGAAAUCGCUGGAGGAGCUCCGGGCUUCAGCUCCGGGGUUGAGGAGUAUGCAGAGGGAGGAAUCAGCGCAGAUCCGCAAGUCACAGACGCCUACUACCGCAAGUCCUUAGGCGAAGACCCUGAGAAUGCGCUGCUCCUGAGGAACUAUGCGCUUUUCUUGCUGGAGAUUCAGAAAGAUUAUCCCCGAGCUGAAGAGUUUUUUGAGAGGGCCAUCCUGGCGAGCCCGAGCGAUGGGGAAGUCCUCUCUCAGUACGCGAAGCUGAUCUACCAAGUCCAUGGCGAUGUGGAACGUGCAACGCACUAUCAUGAGCAGGCUGUCAAGGCAGCUCCAGAGGACUGUUACGUUCUGGCAAGCUUUGCAAGCUUCUUGUGGACCUCCGAGAGCAGCAGCAAGGCACAACGCCCUGUCUUUGAGCUGCGUCAGGAAGGGGUUUACCACCCUGAAGCUCCUGGUUGCUUGAUUCCUCCAGUGGCAUGAGUUGGGACAUGCCCCGUACUUUUUAGACAGUUUGUGUCGGGACGGCACUAAGCAAUGCGUCAAAGUCGUCAAAAUUGCUCCAUUGGAUGGAAACGUGGGUACAUUAGGCCCAGUUGAUGUUAGAUACUGUGUAGGCGAGUUGUUUGAGUAAUUUUACGAGGCUGGGAGGCGUUGGCACCUGCCAUCAAGCACCAUUACAGUUGCGAGAUUGAAGAUCUGGAUAGGGAAAGCCAGUGGCUUUCGUUCACUGACUGUACGGUCAAAGCUGCUGUCUAGAUAGCCCGACCUGCUGUCUAGAUAGCCCCAAACAAUUUUGGAGUGAUUAGGACACAAUAGUUUCAACGUUGUAAAGCCAGAAGAUACCUAGCCGGUUACUCUAGUUCUAGGAACUGCAGACUGGCGCGUUCCUUUGUUUCUUGUUCUUGGGCAGAAGGCCUCUUGUUGUACAGGAUUGACAUUUGCUACAUGUAUUUUGCGGUCAGACUGCAACCUUGCCGAGCUUUCUUACCCUUUCUCCAGCAGCAAACACCAGUUUCUUUUUGCUCUUAUAAUCAGCGGACAACAGUGCCGCGCGCAUACCUG